This is a messenger RNA of Paramecium tetraurelia, 2940 nucleotides long. RefSeq lists its product as uncharacterized. The record is from RefSeq and is a predicted model, not a curated record. NCBI's taxonomy places the organism in Eukaryota, Ciliophora, Oligohymenophorea, Peniculida, Parameciidae. The transcript has 2 exons.
AUGUUAUUAACAAAACACAAAUUAUCCCUGCUGAUAAAGGCUUUCAAUUUGAAAUUAAAUUCAGAUUAAAUUUGGAAGGAAUUUUAAAGAAAAGGAUUACUAAUUUAAAUAAAUCAUAAUAAUGACUUGGCCGUCAUCCAACUCGAUUAACUUUAGAAUAAUUCAUUAAGUAUAAAUCAUAGAACAAUAUUAGAAACUUGUUUUAAAGGGUGGGAAAUCUUCUUAUUAUUUAAAGCUUUUCUCAUAAAUGAAAAUAUCUCUUUUACAUUUGGAUCAUAUCUAAAACGUAAACUAGAAAUUGAAGGUAAAGAACUUUAAAAAAAUGAAAAUUUAUUGGCAAUUAACAAUCUUAAAAGGUAUUUAGGUUUAUAGAUAUCCAAUAAGCUCCUAACUUUAAUGUAAUAAAAUGAUGAAAAAUUGGAAGAAGUAAUUAAAAUUUAUAGAAAUCUUAAAUAAGAUAAGCAAUAUGAUGAUAGUUUAAUCAUAAAAGUUUCUCAUUAAUAAAUAACAAAGAUAAUACAAAAAUUAGAGCAGUAUUUCGAAAACAUAUAAGAUAUCAUUAAAAUCAUGAGGCUCAAUUAGAACAAAUAGAAAGAGAUAGGUCAAAUUACCAAUUUUCAGAAACUUAAUGAUUUGUUAAGAUUAUAGGUAGAUUUAGAAUUAUAUCUGAUUUUGUUUGAUAGAAAUCAAACACAAAACAUCAAAGGCAAAGUCGCCAAUAAUGAGCUUUUUGAUUUGAUAACAUUAAUUACAGAUGAACUAAAAAAUAAAGAUUUUUAAGAGUAUAAUUUCUCAUCCUUUGACUUAUCAGCAAUCUAACAAAAUAGAAAUAAAAUUUUGAAGGAAGUUGAAAAGCUUGUUGGUAUUUAUGAAAUGGAAAUUUACAAAUUAAUAACAAAUUAGUUAUUGCAAUCUUCUUAGAACUUAGUCAAUUAUCUACAAUCAGAGUAUGAAAGCAGGUGCGAUGAACUUUAAAAACAAUUUUCGAAGCUCAAUUUCCACCUUUAAGGAAUAAUGGUCAUUAAGUAUUAAAUGAAGACAGUCACCUAAAUCUGUUAACUUGAAAAAAUUAAAUAAGUUUUUAUUGAUAUGCAUUUACUUAAAUUUCUCGAAGACUUAAGAUACGAGAAUCUAAAGCUAAAAUUAAAAUUGGUUGCUUUAAAAAGAGCAUUUUCAUUUAUUUUAUAAAAAGCUGAACCAGAGGAAUUAAGAAAGUUGUCAGAAGUUAUAAAUGUUGGUGGAUUUCUACUAAAUAUAAUUUAAGAAUUCCAAAAAGGAAUUCAGACCACUAAUUUUGAAGCAUAACUUCAGAUUGAAUUAAAAAAUAUUGAAAUAAUAAAAAAAGAGGACUUUGAAGAUAGAUUAUCAAAGUAAUAAGGAAUAGUAAAAUACCUCAUAUUUAAAUAAAGUAUAAAUGAAAAACUGAUAGAAUAAGAUGAAAUAGAUUUAGAGUUAAUUAAGAAGGAAUUUGGAUAAUUAUAAAUUGAAGAAACUCCUUCUUCUACUUUUGAGAAAUUAAAGUAAAUUUUUCAAAAUCUAAACGUUGAUGAAUCCUUAUAAAGGGUGAUGGAUGAAAAAUUGAAUUCAUCUUAAUUGAAAUUGGAAUAAGAAAAAUAUGGUAUUUUUUUAUCUCAAUUAAAACAAAUUGGAGAUUUUAGAAAAUAGAUAUAGAUCAAAAAUUGGAAUCAAUUAAUCCAAUAAACAGAAACUGUGAUUCGAACAUUGGAAAAUUUUGGAUGCCCAGACAAGGAAACUAUUAAAAUGUUAAUUAAUGAAGAGCUGAUCCUAUUAAAAUCUAUAAUAAUCUAAUAAAUAAUAAAUAAUGAGGAAUUGUAAGUAUCUACAUCCCAAAAAGACAACAAAAGAGUUGAUACGGAGGGCAAUGAAAAAUGUCAUUAAGUUGAAAAAGUUUAAUAGAUUGAUUUACAAGUCAAAAAAAGUGAAAAUGCUAAUUAAACAUUUAAUUUUUAUAGCAAUGAAAGCUAUAGAACUUACCUAUCAUUCAUAUUGAAGGUUGUAAAGUUAAAAAAAUUAAUACUUAAAUAAUAGAUGGCUCUUUUACACAAUUUACUUGAAGAAGUUAAUUUUUUCUCCAAUACAAUUAAUUAAAUUGAAAAAUUCAAUAAAGAAAUUUAAACAAAAUUCUAAUAAAGAUUUUAAUUUUGUAUUUAAGAAUAUAUUUAGAAGUUUGAGUAAUUACAAUUUUCAUAAAUUAAUUUAUCUUAGAAAAAAGAUGAAAAUUUUCAUUUGUACUUAGAAAGUUUGGAAGCCAAGUUAUUUAAAAGGAUAAAUGAUGAAGAGAUUAUUCAAAUUAAUAUAAAUAUCUUUGAUUUUCUUAAUUGUUUGGAAGUUUAUUUACGAAAUAAAUUAGUUUAAAAAAGUACAUUUUCAAUUAACUAAGUUGAGGAAGAUUGUUUAUAUCAAUUAAUAAAAAAAAUAUACUUACAUUAAGACAGUGAAAAAGUAGAUGAUGUGGAGGAGUCAAAAGAAAAAUUUGGGUUCUUAGAUAAUCUCGUUCAAAGGUUCAAAGACUUUACAAAUAAUGAAUAAUGGAAAAUUAAAUAGGGUCUAGUGUUUACUAUAAUUUAGAUAUCUUCUAAUUGCUUUUCAGAUUCCAUAACUUCUUUUUGUUAGAAAGUUCUUAUCUAAUUAUGGGUUUAAGAAAAAGAUCUAAGAGUUAGAAAUAUUUUAAAAAAUAAAGACUUGAUAAGUAUGUAAAUGUAGAUUUUGUAGAAAGAUUGGUAAUCUUAACACAAUAGAAUUGCAGGUAAAAUGUAGGAGAUGUUGAGAAGAAUUGAUGAAUUGUAGGAAUAAAUUUCUCAUGAGGCUAAUCUCAACAAGCGAGAUAUAUAACUAAAAGAACUUGAUGAAACAACAGAGCAAUUAGAUUAAUAAAUUGAAAAUAUCAGUGAAAUGGGUUAAUAACUGAGACUGGUUUGA